Messenger RNA from Trichoderma asperellum CBS 433.97, 1509 nucleotides. RefSeq lists its product as uncharacterized. Gene Ontology annotation, molecular function: carboxy-lyase activity; pyridoxal phosphate binding. Gene Ontology annotation, biological process: carboxylic acid metabolic process. Gene Ontology annotation, cellular component: cytoplasm. NCBI's taxonomy places the organism in Eukaryota, Fungi, Ascomycota, Sordariomycetes, Hypocreales, Hypocreaceae. The record is from RefSeq and is a predicted model, not a curated record.
AUGGCAGAUCUCUUCGAUAUUCAAGCCCAAUCCGCGCGCCUAGAGCGGCAAGGCCUUCCUCAGCAAUCUCAGCAUAAUAACACACUCCCACCUCUCCAUCUCAUUCACGCUGCCGAGGCCUCCCUGCCCAAUCCAUCUGGCCCAGGCUACCUUUCUGGCCAGCCUGCUACCGAAGUUGCCUCGCAUAUCACGAAAGAUAUCGUCCCAGCGUUAUGCGGUCAAUCCCAAUCGAGCCGCUAUUUCGGCUUCGUCACCGGUGGCGUCCUUCCUGUAGCUGAAUGGGCCGACAAUGUCGUCUCUCGCAUGGAUCAAAAUGUACAAGUCCAUUUGCCUGAGCAAUCUGUAUCCACAAUGGUUGAGAAUGCAGCUCUGGAGAUGUUGUUGAAUCUGCUUCGCCUGGGUCCAGAUUGGAGAGGCCGGACUUUCACCACCGGAGCCACUGCCAGCAAUGUUCUGGGCUUGGCCUGUGGCAGAGAGGCCGUUCUUGAGAAAAAGGGCGCCUCAGUGGGCGAACUAGGCUUGCUGGGCGCUUGCGUCAAAGCAGGCGUUUCUGAGAUUCAAGUCCUUACUAGCGGAGGUCACAGUUCGCUCUCCAAAGCAGCGAGUAUAGUUGGUCUAGGGAGAGCGUCUGUCAAGGAGCUUCCUCGAAGUGCGGCUCAGCCUUGGAAGUUGGACCUUGAUGCAGUAGAGAGAGAAUUGGGCCGCCAAGGAACAGUAAGCAUCAUUGCUGUCAGUAUGGGAGAAGUAAACACUGGUGGCUAUGCUCUUGACAAUGUCGACGAGUGGAAGAAGUUGAGGAACCUAGCGGAUCAACAUGAUGCCUGGAUUCACGUGGAUGGAGCCUUUGGAAUCUUCAGCCGCGCCUUAGAAACAGGCAAAGACGAAUAUCAGUUGCUUCAUGAUCGAGCCGACGGCAUCGACCUAGCCGAUAGUAUCACGGUUGAUGGCCACAAGAUGCUCAACGUUCCAUACGACUGCGGCAUGUUUUUCACCCGCACUCCAACUAUCCUUCAAUCCGUCUUUGUCAACCCAAACGCUGCAUAUCUCUCUUCCGGCGGCACAGCGGCCAGUAUCCCAUCUCCUCUAAAUAUUGGCCUCGAAAACUCGAGGCGAUUCCGCGCGCUGCCGGCCUACGCCGCUCUCCUCAGCCAGGGCCGCCCUGGCUAUGCCAAGCUAUUUCACAACAUGGCCCAAGUAUCGCGGAGGUUGGCCAUUUUCCUGCGAGAGUCGCCGUAUUAUGAGCUCCUUCCAGACGAGAGCGGUGACGUUGAAGAAAUUUUCAUUAUUGUUUUAUUUAGGGCCAAGGAUAGGAAGUUGAAUGAUGAGCUAGUGGCCAAGAUCAACGCAACGAGGCAGAUGUACGUGAGCGGGACGAGCUGGAAGGGCGAGAAGGCUGUGAGAGUCGCCGUCUCAAAUUGGAUGGUCGAUAUCGAAAGAGAAUUCCGAGUCGUGUCAGCGCUUUUGAAUGCCGUUGCCGAGGGUAGAGAAUUCGAUAUCGAGAAGGCGUAA